CCUGGCCUAGAAAGCCAGCCCAGGCAGAAGCUCCAACACAGCUUGAGCUUUGUCCCUCACAUGAACUCUGCUCCUGGUAGCCCCAUAGCUGCUGCUGUUGCUGCAGGAAGAGGAAGAGGGAGAAGGAGGAGGAGCUUGGCUUGUCUGGCCUUGGUGCCGGAGCUGGGGAAAGAUGCAGGCCCCUCUGGGAGCCGUGCUCCCUGCCCUUUGGGAAAAAGCCCCACUGGAGACCCUCCUGCUCCUCUCUGCCAUACUCCUGAUCCUGGCACAGUAUCUGCAGAGGAGGAGGCAGCAUCUCAACUAUCCCCCUGGACCUCCUGGGCUGCCCAUAGUAGGCAACAUCUUCCAGAUGGACUUUAAAAAUCCCAGAAUGACCAUUCAAAAGCUUGCCAGAGAAUAUGGAAAUGUUUUCAGCACACAUGUGGGCAGUUCCAGCUUUAUAAUGGUUACUGGAUUGCCACUGAUCAAGGAGGUCCUGGUCAACCAAGACCAUGUGUUUAUUGAUCGUCCCCAAUUUCCUAUCAACUUACAUGUCUUUAAAUCACUCGGCUUAAUCAUGUCUAAUGGCCAAACAUGGAGACAGCAAAGAAGAUUUGCCUUAAUGACCUUAAGGAACUUUGGUUUGGGAAAGAAGACCCUGGAAGAUCGGAUCCGGGAGGAGGCCAGGUAUCUCACUGAGGCUAUUGGGGAAGAAAAAGGACAGCCCUUUGACCCCCACUUUCAGAUCAACAAUGCUGUUUCCAAUAUUAUCUGCUCCAUAACUUUUGGACAUCGCUUUGAUUACCAUGAUUCUCAGUUCCGAGAGCUGCUGAAGACUUUGGAUAAUGCCAUGGCGCUCUCAAGCAAAUGGGAAUGUCAGCUUUUCAAUGUGUUUCCUUGGAUAAUGAAAUUCCUGCCAGGAUCUCACCAGGAGUUCUUUAGAAAAUGGAAGAAGCUAGAGUCUUUUGUAGAACAUGAAAUCAAACAACAUAAAGAAAACCUGAACCCAGAAGAGACCCUGGACUACAUUGAUGCUUACCUGAAGGAGCUGUCCAAGGAUAGCACCCAUUCUAGUUUUAGUGAAGAAAAUUUGGUCUUCUGCACCCUGGACCUCUUCUUUGCUGGAACAGAGACAACAUCAACUACUCUGAGGUGGGCACUGCUGUAUAUGGCCCUUUAUCCAGAAAUACAAGGAAAAAUACAAGCUGAGAUUGACAGGGUGAUUGGCCAAUCCAGGCAACCCACCAUGGCUGAUAAGGAGAUUAUGCCCUACACUAAUGCAGCUGUUCAUGAAGUUCAGAGAAUGGGUGAUAUUCUUCCUUUCAAUGUGGCCAGGGUGGCCACGGUUGACACCAAAGUGGGAGGAUACCACGUGCCAAAGGGGACCAUGGUAUUGACCAACUUGACUGCCCUGCACAGGGACCCUGAGGAGUGGGAUACCCCAGAAACCUUCAACCCGGAACACUUUCUGGAGAAUGGACAGUUUAAGAAGAGAGAAGCCUUUCUGCCUUUCUCAAUCGGAAAGAGGGUCUGCCUGGGAGAACAGCUGGCUAGGACUGAGCUAUUCCUUUUCUUCACUUCCCUGCUCCAGAAAUUCACAUUCCAGGCUCCCCCAAACACCCAGCUGAGCCUGGACUUCCGAUAUGGCAUAACCAUCUCUCCGGCCUCCUACAAAAUCUGUGCCCUUCCUCGGGUGAUGUAGGCCAAGCUAGGCCUGUAGGGUGGUCUUCUGAGUGGGGAGAGGAAGGACCUGGAACCAUCUUCAUUCUCCAAGGGGUCACCCACUCUUCCCCUUGGAGUUUGGGUGGGGAAAGAGAGAGGAGUCUGUGGGUGGAGAGAGGAAAAAGAGACAAAGAGAGGGUAGCUGUCACUCAAUUUGUCUUUGUCCAACAUGGAGGAGCCCAAUAUAUGCUUCCUGAUUGCUUCAUCGCUAAAUAACUCUCUUUCACAUUUAUUAUUUCCCUUGACUUUCACAGUGCAAAACAGUAAUCCUUCAGGUGGUGAGUUGGGUUCCUCAUUGCUAUUGAAAGCCUUAUUACAGUUGAUAAAUCAUAAUCACUCCACUAUUAAUUACAGCGACAUGAGGCUAGGAAUGCCCAUGCCUUGAGAAUUGCUAAUCUGUUAAGGGUCACUAUUCCCAUAAAGGUUGAUUGUUCUUUUCAGAAAUACUUACACAAGGCACCUUUCCAUGCUGGUAAUGAAAACUCUUGUAAUACCCCAGCCAAUCAGAAAAUGUAAACACCCAUACAAAUCACUGUGAUCAAUGUUUGUGAUUUAUUAUUUAUGUCCUCUUUUCAAACGGUCCUUAAUUAUAUCUAUAAAAAUUCUCUGUGACGAGAUCCUUGUACUAACUGAGUUUUCUGUCAGGCCAUUUUACUGGCAAGCUGCUAGACAUUCCUAACAAAGUGUUCACCCUUGGAAUUCUUGCUUCAUUUUCUCUUAUUUGCAUAUUUUAAUUAUGAUCCCAGAAAUGAUCUAAGGUGAGUAGGGGUAAACCCAGUUUACAGAUGGCUAAAUAAAAAGGAGUUUUCCAAACUAAAGCCUGAAAAUUAAAAAAAAAAACUGGAAGAGAAA
Trichosurus vulpecula (common brushtail) is the source of this 2553-nucleotide messenger RNA. RefSeq names its product cytochrome P450 2J2-like. The record is from RefSeq and is a predicted model, not a curated record. Bases 173 to 1681 code for a protein of 502 amino acids. Lineage: Eukaryota; Metazoa; Chordata; Mammalia; Diprotodontia; Phalangeridae. Gene Ontology annotation, cellular component: intracellular membrane-bounded organelle; cytoplasm. Gene Ontology annotation, molecular function: iron ion binding; oxidoreductase activity, acting on paired donors, with incorporation or reduction of molecular oxygen, reduced flavin or flavoprotein as one donor, and incorporation of one atom of oxygen; heme binding. The transcript has 9 exons. Gene Ontology annotation, biological process: xenobiotic metabolic process.